Molecule: messenger RNA, 686 nt
Organism: Pelobates fuscus (common spadefoot toad)
Lineage: Eukaryota; Metazoa; Chordata; Amphibia; Anura; Pelobatidae
Gene: EFNA1
Product: ephrin A1
Exons: 5
Coding region: 40-666 (208 amino acids)
Biological process (GO): axon guidance; ephrin receptor signaling pathway
Cellular component (GO): plasma membrane
Molecular function (GO): ephrin receptor binding
Source: RefSeq, a predicted model, not a curated record
UCUCACUGCAAACACACAGUUGUGAACAGAGUCUUAACCAUGGAGCUGUAUGGAUUGUUUGUGCUGGGUAUCUGGAUCUUGGUGGUAUCUGCAGACAGACAUACCGUUUUCUGGAACAGUACGAACAGCAGGUUUCUUUGGGAUGAUUACACCGUAGAAGUGCGACUUAACGACUACUUGGAUAUCGUGUGCCCACAUUACGAGGAGGGCAGCGCGCCCAGUCACACAGUGGAAAGAUACACCUUGUUCCUUGUUGAAUAUGAAGAAUACUCAACGUGUAAACCCAUCUCUAAGGACCAAGUGCGAUGGGAGUGCAAUAAACCCUUCGCUCCACAUGGACCUGAGAAAUUCUCCGAAAAAUUCCAGAGGUUCACACCCUUUACCCUGGGAAAAGAAUUCAAAGAAGGAGGCACAUACUACUAUAUCUCCAAACCAAUACACCAUCAUGGAGAGUCUUGCAUGAAACUAAAGGUGCACGUGGCUGGGAAAGCCACUCAGCCGCCCUUCACAAAUGUUCACACCCCGAAAGCCAGAAUCCAAUCAGACGAGCCUUCUGUAGAAUUACCGGGCGUUCUAAAAAGUGUUGCCGAGAACAACUCCCCCAGAGCCGUUUCAUUCUCUGUGCUCUGCCUGCUGAUGCCAAUACUGAUGCUUCUUUGCUUGUGAUGGGAUAGUGACCGGAUCAG